AUGCCUUACCUCACACUCAGAGAUGAUGCCCAGCUUUUCUACAAAGAUUGGGGCAACCCCGAAGGACCAAUCGUGACAUUCUGCCACGGCUGGCCCUUAAGCAGCGACAACUGGGAAAACCAAAUGGUCUUCCUAGCCGACCACGGCUACCGCGUCAUUGCACACGACCGACGCGGCCACGGACGCUCCACCCAAACCUGGGAAGGAAACCACAUAGACUUCUUCGUCGACGACCUAGCAGAGCUAUACGCGCAUCUACACGUCAAGGAUGCAGUCAUAGUGGGACAUUCCCACGGCGGCGGCGAAGUCGCGCACUAUCUCGGCAAGCACGGCACAGAUCGCUUCAAGAAGGCCGUCCUGGUCGGUGCCGUGCCUCCUCUGAUGCUCAAGACUAGCGCCAACCCCGACGGGCUGGACAAGUCUGUUUUCGAUUCCUUCCGACAGGCGAUGCACAAAGAUCGCGCCCAGUUCUUCUUGGAUAUCCCCAGCGGGCCCUUCUUUGGGUUCAACAGACCCGGCGCCCAGAAGAGCGAGGGCCAGAUCCGGCAUUGGUGGCAGCAGGGUAUGAAUACCAGUUUCAAGACGGCGUAUGACUGUGUUAAGGAUUUCUCGGAAACGGAUUUCACCGAGGAUCUGCAGAUGAUUGAUAUUCCGGUUCUUGUUCUUCACGGUGAUGACGAUCAGGUGGUUCCUAUUGGCGCUGCUGCGUUGAAGUCCGUGAAGCUUUUGCCUCAGGGCAAGCUGAAGGUCUAUAAGGGGGGCUCCCAUGCCAUUCAUAACACCAAUAUUGAUGAUGUUAACAAAGAUUUGCUUGAUUUUAUCAAGUCUUGA
This is a messenger RNA of Penicillium nucicola, 831 nucleotides long. Its product is annotated as alpha/beta fold hydrolase. Gene Ontology annotation, molecular function: catalytic activity. The transcript has a single exon. The coding region runs from base 1 to 831 and encodes 276 amino acids. Lineage: Eukaryota; Fungi; Ascomycota; Eurotiomycetes; Eurotiales; Aspergillaceae. The record is from RefSeq and is a predicted model, not a curated record.